This is a messenger RNA of Meyerozyma guilliermondii ATCC 6260, 351 nucleotides long. It is a transcript of the gene TIM10, whose product is annotated as protein transporter. The record is from RefSeq and is a predicted model, not a curated record. Bases 1 to 351 code for a protein of 116 amino acids. Gene Ontology annotation, biological process: protein insertion into mitochondrial inner membrane. Gene Ontology annotation, cellular component: mitochondrial inner membrane. Lineage: Eukaryota; Fungi; Ascomycota; Pichiomycetes; Serinales; Debaryomycetaceae. The transcript has a single exon.
AUGGGAAAAAUCGCCUGCAUAGAUCUACACUUGCUCAUUAUUCUCAAGAGUGGCCAACGAAAAAUUAUCACAGAUAUGUUUGGACUUGGAGGAGCAGCCCCACAAAUCUCGUCGCAACAAAAGCUUCUGGCCGCCGAGGCCGAGUUGGAUAUGGUCACAGGAAUGUUCAACCAACUUGUAGAACAAUGUCACAGCAAAUGUAUCAAUAAAUCGUAUAACGACUCUGACGUUUCCAAGCAAGAAGCUCUCUGCUUAGACCGAUGCGUAUCGAAAUACUUUGAGACUAAUGUGCAAGUCGGGGAGCACAUGCAAAAGAUGGGCCAGUCUGGCCAGUUUAUGGGUCGUCAAUAG